Molecule: messenger RNA, 2431 nt
Organism: Hemibagrus wyckioides
Lineage: Eukaryota; Metazoa; Chordata; Actinopteri; Siluriformes; Bagridae
Gene: cngb3.2
Product: cyclic nucleotide-gated cation channel beta-3
Exons: 18
Coding region: 43-2295 (750 amino acids)
Biological process (GO): monoatomic cation transmembrane transport
Cellular component (GO): plasma membrane; photoreceptor outer segment; intracellular cyclic nucleotide activated cation channel complex
Molecular function (GO): intracellularly cAMP-activated cation channel activity; cGMP binding; intracellularly cGMP-activated cation channel activity
Source: RefSeq, a predicted model, not a curated record
GUAUAAAGGAUCUCCAGACAGCAGAAGCAGUUGGUCAGCAACAUGUUUCGCACACUUAAGAAGCUGAUCAGGGGUCCUGUGCUAGCUCCUUCACCAGCCAUAACACCUGAUCCUUCUCCAACACCAGCCUCUACAGCAGCUCCUGCACCUACCCCAGCACCUGCACCUACCCCAGCACCUGCACCUACCCCAGCACCUGCACCAGCUCCAUCAAUUCAGCCAGUUAAGGAUGAAAAGCCUGCAGUCAAAGAAAAUGAAGCCAAGAAAGAAGAAGAAACCCCUGCUCCAGCACCAACACCUGCACCUGCUGCUGAGCCAAAACUAGAAGAGAAGCCUGUAAAAGAUCAGCCACCAGCUGAUGAGCAAGAAGCACAGCCCUGUCCACCAUGUCCAGUUGUAAUAAACACAUACUCUGAUGCACAACUUCUAAAAAUAGUAAAGCAGAUGCGCCAACGUACACAAAUGUUCAAAGAAAAAGUCACAGAUCCCUAUGCAUCCUCACCUGAGCACAGCCCUCCUGUCACACCUGUUUUGAGAAAAAAGAAUUUCUUAAAAAAGCAAGAGGAAGAGAGAAAAAGAAAAGAAGAGGAGGAGAGGAUUAAAAAGGAGGAGGAGGCAAAGAAAGCAGCAGCAAAAGCCGAGGAAAAGAAAGAGAAGAAGGAAGAAAAAAAAGAUGAUAAAGCAAAAGAUGAGAAGAAAGAAGGGACUGAACCAGGCUCAAAGAAAUUAGGUUCUAUUUGUCCAAAAAUCGAAUGCACCUGCAUAGACUUAAUGCUGAAACCGAUUGAAGACAGCAUGGAUAAUGUUUUGGGCACAUCCAUAGAUUCUUUCACAGAUCGGCGCUACAUCACUUGGCUUAGCCUGGUGACUAUAGCUUUCAGCUACAACCUUUGGUUCAUACCAGUCCGUAUGACCUUCCCCUAUCACACUCCCACCUCAAUCCCUGUGUGGUUUACUGUAGAUGUUCUAGCUGACCUCAUCUACAUCAUCGACAUGAUCAUUUUCCAGCCAAGGCUGCAGUUCUGCAAAACUGGAGAUAUCAUAUAUGACCGAGCUGCUAUUAAGAAGAAUUACAGAGCCUCCCCAAAAUUUCAGCAUGAUCUGUUAUCAGUCAUACCCCUGGAAAUCUUGUAUAUUCCAUUUGGAUUCCAGUCUAUUUUCAGGAUUAAUCGCAUCAUGAGGUUUGAGGCUUUUUUUGAGUUCAGUGAUCGACUUGAGGGUAUCAUGACAAAGGCGUACAUCUGGAGAGUAAUUCGCACCAUUGGGUAUCUACUGUUCGCACUUCAUAUCAACUCGUGCCUUUACUAUGUGGCAUCUGCUUACCAAGGCAUUGGAACAACCAAAUGGGUCUACAGUGGACAAGGCAAUGCGUACUUGCGCUGUUACUAUUUUGCUGUGCGGACUCUGAUCAACAUUGGUGGAUUACCUGAGCCUUACACUGUUUUUGAGAUCACAUUUCAGUUGGCAAACUUUUUUGUUGGUGUUUUUGUCUUCUCAAGUUUAAUUGGACAGAUGAGGGACGUCAUUGGGGCUGCCACUGCUGGUCAGACAUACUUCCGUGCCUCUAUGGAUGCAUGUGUAUCCUAUAUGGUGACAAAUCGUAUUCCAAAGCUGGUACAACACAGAGUCCGUACAUGGUACAACUACACCUGGGACUCACAGGGUAUGCUGGAUGAGUCAGAGUUGCUGGAACAAAUGCCACUGGUAAUGAGAACAGCCAUCGCUGUAGACAUCAACCUCACCACUUUCCAGAAGAUCGACCUGUUUAAGGGAUGUGAUAACCAGAUGCUUGUGGACAUGUUGCUAAGGCUAAAGUCUAUAGUGUAUCUGCCAGGAGAUUAUGUGUGUAAGAAGGGUGACAUUGGUAAAGAGAUGUACAUCAUCAAAGCUGGAGAGGUGCAGGUUGUUGGUGGGCCUGACAACAAGACAGUUUUUGUGACACUGAAGGCAGGCUGUGUGUUCGGGGAGAUCAGUCUUCUGCAGUCUUCAGCAAAUGGAGGCAACAGGAGAACAGCUAACGUGGCAGCUCAUGGAUUCGCUAACCUCUUUGUGCUGGAUAAGAAAGACCUCAAUGACAUCCUAAUUCACUACCCAGAAUCCCAGAAAAUUCUGGCCAGGAAAGGAAGGAAACUAAUGAAGGCCAAGGGUCCAGCGACAGCUAAAGAUGAAGGGGAGAAAAAGAAAGGCCUGGAGUUGUUUAGACCCAAACCUCCCACUCCUCAAAUGCUACGGGCAUUUGGAAGGUUCAACAAAAAAACAUUUAUGGAAAAACUCAAGAUCUCAAAUGCACAAUAAGUGUGACAAAAGGACAAUUUCACCACUUCACCUAUAUAAAGCAUAGGAUAUUUUUACUUUUGUAUAUGGAAUUCAUUUACUGUAUGAAUAGAUUGUACAUUUUGUACCACAACAUUAUAAAACAGAUAUUUUUAAA